Molecule: messenger RNA, 1148 nt
Organism: Aricia agestis (brown argus)
Lineage: Eukaryota; Metazoa; Arthropoda; Insecta; Lepidoptera; Lycaenidae
Exons: 7
Coding region: 135-1130 (331 amino acids)
Source: RefSeq, a predicted model, not a curated record
ACUGCACUGCUACAAUUUGUGGUUUGUUUCAAGUUUGUUUGUGUGUACAUAAACUUCUUUAUUUUAUGAAGAAAUUUAACGCAAAACUGCAAAGUUAAGUUUCUGGUGAGGGGUAGUAAUUUUUACUCACUCAAAUGAAAAUGCUCAAAAAAGUAACAAUGAAGAAACAACCUAAAAUAACAAAAAUGUUCCGUCAGGCGCCCAAAAAGCCAUCGACGGACGAUUGCGAUGACCUAGAAGAAGAGGUACGCCAAUUGGAACUGAAACUAAAAGAGACUCAUAACAAACUAUUUCAAAUACAACGAAACAAAUACAGACAGAAGGUCUUGCCUUCAAAGAAAACGGACGAUUCAUUUGUCCGUCCUGAGAAAAUAUUCCUGACCAAUUCCGUAGAAAGUUUGAAGAAUGAAUUGGAACUGAUGACUAUGCUGUCAGGAGUUGAGGUUCAGUCUUAUGUUGCGGGAGACCACUGCUGUAUAGUGUACCACAUGCAGCACGGUGCUGCCACAGAAGUUAAACACGGCCUAAGAAUUGAAAUGGAUAGUGAUAAAAACACUGUGACAAAAUCGUCUCUACCAGUUGGAUUCAACUUCAAAGCUGUCAUGGAGGACUACAAGAAUAUUCUGCUGCCGGAGUGCCUCUGCUCCAUAAGGAACGGAUUAGUAGCUUAUUAUGAUAGACUGGAACAGUAUGAUGCAUUAAAGAAUUUACUUAAUAUUGAAGCAGAAUUAUUCAAAAUAUUAGAUGGUUCUCACAUUGAGGUGUCAUUUUAUGUGCACAACAUUAAUGAGGAGGAAGAGGAACAAAUACCAGUAAAGCUAAUAUUAGACUAUAGGGUAUAUGAUAUAAGACCCAAAACCUAUAGCUUUGAGGACACAGAUUUGCCAGAUGAUAUGGCUGAUACUUUAAAAACACAGUGUGUAAUGUUUAAAAAGAAACCACUUCAAAAGGCUUUCAAAGAAGCAUUCAUGAAUGGAAUAGGCCCAUUUAAUCUUGUUCAACAGCUUGGAGUUCGUCAGGAGAAGCUAAAGACUAAAAAACCAUCAAAACCUCAUACACAAUAUAACAACGACGACACUUUUAGACCUGAGGAUUGUUCAGAUCAGGGUGAAGACUUUUUUGAGGAAUAAAUAAACUAGGUUUGUUAA